AGCUAGACUAAUACUAAUAACUACUAACGUUGGUACUGAUGCUAGUCGUAUACGUAUAUACAUAAUCCGUACACGGAGUAUUGUCAAUUGGCAAUUAGUUGUCAACAAUUAACUAGGAUAGCUUAUUUUUCUUCAUCCGCCGACGCCUACUGCGCAUCCCGCAUCCCACAUCCCACUCGCGACGCCCUCCACUGAUACACCCCCCUGCGAUCCCCAGCCAGUAUGAGGUCCUUCACCACCCUCCUCCUCGUCCUCGCGGCCUUCCUGUCCACCGCCGCCGCGCAGUUCGGCUUCUUCGACCAGAUGUUCGGCGGCGGUGGCGGGGGCGGUCAGCAGCAGCGCCAACAGCCACAGAACGUCCCCAGCGACUCGAGCAUAUACCGACAGAACUACGACUCGUUCACCUGCGACAACUAUCUGUGUCCCGAUACCCUGGCGUGCGUACACUUCCCACACCACUGCCCGUGUCCCUUCCCGGCCACCGAGGACAAGGUCGAGACGGGCGACGGACACCGGCUGUGCGUGUCCAAGGGCGGGUUCAAGCAGGGCGAGGCGGCGCGCAAGGUCGAGUUGGCCAGGAAGGGCAUGCUAUAGGGGGCGGGCCUGUGAGGUUUGGUAGUCGGACACGGCAAAGAGGACCCGGGGGUUUUUGCCGAGAACGAAGAGCGAAGAGCGAAGCCGGUUUGGGAGAAAGAAAGAAGGACCACGCUGAAGGUUAUCGUGGCACAGUCUCUCUGCGUGC
This is a messenger RNA of Truncatella angustata, 742 nucleotides long. RefSeq lists its product as uncharacterized. Bases 223 to 594 code for a protein of 123 amino acids. Lineage: Eukaryota; Fungi; Ascomycota; Sordariomycetes; Amphisphaeriales; Sporocadaceae. The transcript is spliced from 2 exons. The record is from RefSeq and is a predicted model, not a curated record.